Elephantulus edwardii (Cape elephant shrew) is the source of this 705-nucleotide messenger RNA. Its product is annotated as collagen alpha-1(I) chain-like. Lineage: Eukaryota; Metazoa; Chordata; Mammalia; Macroscelidea; Macroscelididae. The record is from RefSeq and is a predicted model, not a curated record. The transcript has 2 exons. The coding region runs from base 1 to 705 and encodes 234 amino acids.
AUGUCGCGGGGCCCCGAGGAGGUGAGCCGGCUCACCGAGAACACCUACCGGGUAAGCGGAGCCCCUGAGACAGGGGCACCGGGUUCGAGGCCGGGAGGCUCAGGGGCGGAGGCGGCCCGGGCGGGGAGACCCUCUGCGGGCUCCCUCCAGGAGUGGAAGAUCGGGGGGCCUCGGGGGGUACCGUCCCCACCCUGGGGAGCUGGGGUCUGUGCCCGGGCGCCCCUUCCUCCGGCUGCCCCUCGGGAGAGCGAUGGCCCAGCCGGCGGGCAGACGGGCUCGCGUUCCCUUGAGCCAGUGCGUCCCGCGGCCGGAGGGACCCCCGGGGUCAGGAGGGACCCCCGGGCCGGAGUGACCCUGCGGCCGGAGGGACGUCCCCGGGGUCAGAAGGGACCCCGCGGCCGGAGGGGCGCCCCGGGGGUCCGGAGGGACCCCAGCAGCCGGCGGGGCCCCCGCAGCCGGAGGGGCCCCGCGGCCAGAGGGACGUCCCCGGGGUCAGAAGGGACUCCGCGGCCGGAGGGGCCCCCGGGGUCGGGAGGGCCGGGUGCGCGCCGGGCUGGGGCGGGGACGUCCAGGGCCGUGACCGCGGGAGGUUCCCGAGUCCGAGGCGCGGAGAACCGUCCACCUCGCUCGGCUUCAGGAAUGCGCGACCCGCAGCCUUGGAGUUUGCAUUUCGUACUGGAGAUUUUUCCAGACACAGGGAUUUAG